AUGGAACAGUGGAGCAGUGGAGCAGUGUCGCUACGUGGACGCAACUUCUGCUGGUUGGGCUUGCAGGAGUUUCCGAACACUGAGAGCUGGCGCUGGCUCGACGCGUCGGAUAACAGCUAUGAUUCCUACUGGCAUUGGGCGACGGGCGAACCCAACAACUUUGGUGGUCGCGACGAGAGCGUAGCUGUGAUGAACUUCAACCUGCAGGAUAUGGAUAGGAAUCUCACGGGCCGUUGGGCAGAUGGACUUUGGUACGACCUCCCUGCACGCUUUUCCCUGGGUCGUGCCAUCUGCGAGUUUGAGGGCACGUGCAAAGCCGGCUGGGACCACUUCAGGGACUCCUGCUACCAGCUCCAAAGAUGGCCCGGGAGUUUCAAGGAGGCCCAAGGCCAUUGCCAGGAGGCAUCAGCUCAUUUGGUCAGCAUUUCUUCAGCAGAGGAGCAGGACUUUGUGCAGCGCCUCUGUGGAUCCAACAUGUGUUGGCUGGGCCUGGAGGAAGCAUCAAAGUCAGAACGCUGGAGAUGGAUCGAUGGGUCCAGUUUGACUUUUGAGAACUGGCAGCAAGGAGAGCCUAACAACUACGGUGGCAUCGACGAGAACCGAGCGAUGAUGAACCUGAACUUUGCAGAGGUCUUGAAGAAAGCGCCCAAGGCAUGGAUCAGGAGCCAACAGGCUGCAGCGUGGCAGAGGGCAGCUGCAGCGGCCCAGGAGUCCCAGGAGCCCAAGCUCGGUGCCGGUGCCAGCUGGACGGAUGGCAAGUGGUACGAUGUGCCCAUGGAUUUUAACUUGGCGUUGCCCAUGUGUGAAGCUCCAACAGCUGAGGAGUGCCAAGUUGGCUGGCAGGCUUUCGGUGGCAGCUGCUACAAGUUAAUCUUCCAUCCUUCAGAUUUCGACAUCGCGGAGGAGAGGUGCUUGGAGCACAACAGUUUUCUGGUGGCCAUCGCAAGCCUGGAGGAAAACCAGUUUGUGCAAAACCUCUGUGGCCAACACUUCUGCUGGAUCGGGCUUCGACGACACCAGAGCUCCACUCGGUGGAGCUGGAUCGAAGGGACGGAGCUGGAGUUCAGCAACUGGCAAGUUGGAGAACCCAACAACUUCAACAAUGUUGCUGAGAAGGUGGCCAUCAUGAACUUCAAUAUGCAGGAGUACCGGCGCAAAGAGCCCUUGGCUUGGGCCAGUGGCCGCUGGUACGAUGUGAAUGGGGCACUGAACUUGCCCAAGGCCAUCUGCGAGAAGCGGAAAGUGGCUGGAAUUUGCGACACUGGAUGGAAAGCUCACGAGGAUUCCUGCUACUUCAAGUUGACCUGGCAUUACAACUUCGACACUUCGACCCUACGUUGCGAGGACAUGGGGGCGGAGUUGGUGAGCAUCGGCACCCUAUCAGAGCAGAUCUUUGUCCAGCAUCUCUGUGGUCAGCAGAUGUGUUGGUUGGGGCUUCAAGAACAUCCUCUGACUGAAGUUUGGUUCUGGAUCGAUGGCACCCCCUUGGCCUACCAGAACUGGCAGGUCGGUGAACCCAACAAUGGCCAGGGCGAUGAGAAUCGCGCGGUCAUGAACAUGAACCUGAACUUUGAAGAAAACAUUGUGCACCAAGAAGUUCGCGAAGAUCACAUUGCGGUCGCGUUGGCCUGCGGUUUUCUGCUGCUCUUUGUGAUCCUGUUGGGUCGCGGCGCCAUCCUGCACAACCGAAGGCGAGGCUUUGGAGGCUUCGUGCCGUCGGUGGAGCAUGAUGAGGACCUUCUGGAGCAACUGGCCCUUUGA
Messenger RNA from Cladocopium goreaui, 1761 nucleotides. The record is from the annotation of a GenBank genome assembly. Lineage: Eukaryota; Dinophyceae; Suessiales; Symbiodiniaceae.